Messenger RNA from Camelina sativa (false flax), 1449 nucleotides. NCBI's taxonomy places the organism in Eukaryota, Viridiplantae, Streptophyta, Magnoliopsida, Brassicales, Brassicaceae. The record is from RefSeq and is a predicted model, not a curated record.
UGUCUUCUGGUUUUUAUAAUACUUUUUUCUUACUAGUCUCUUUUUACGGUUUCACUCUUUUCAACCCUUUCUCAGUCUUAUCCUUUCCUUCCCUUACAUAUCUUUUCUUACAAGAUAUGCUAAAGUCUAUUUCCUUUAUCUUAUUAUUAGUUUUUCAUAUAUCUUAUUUUACGUUGACCUCUUACUAUAUAUAUUUACUUUGAGUGGGUAGAGAAACACAAUCUCCUUUUUGCUUUCCUGUUUCUCUAAAUUAUGGCGGAUGAAUUAUGGGAUGAGUUACAAAAUUUGGCUAUGGGUAGAGAAGAUCCAGAAUUGUUUUUCCCUCAUGAGGCUUAUGCAGCUACGGUGGCUCGCAAUAGGCUAAGUUUGAUAGCUAGACCCCUUAACCCGAGAGCUCAAAACCUCUUUACUGUGAUCUCUUCGCUACCAAGAAUUUGGGGAUUUGCAGCAAGAGUCCAUGGAAGGGUUCUGGAUGAUACUUUUGUUCAGUUUCUAUUCCAAUCUGAGGUGGAUCUUAUUUCAGUUCAAAGAAGGAAACCAUGGAUAUUCAACAAUUGGUUUGUGGCUUUUCAGAGGUGGGAGGACCUUCCUGACUUUGAUUUCCUCACAACAAUAGAUAUCUGGGUUCAGAUGAGAGGAAUCCCUCUUCCUUAUGUUUGUGAAGAAACUGUAACACAAAUAGCUGAAGCGCUUGGUGAAGUGGUGGAAUUGGACUUUCAUGAUGCUAUUACUACUCAGGUAGCUUAUAUCAGAAUCAGAAUUAGAUUUGCCAUAACUGAUCGUCUAAGGUUCUUCCGAAGAGUUAGGUUUGAUUCUGGGGAGACUACAGUAAUCAGGUUUCAGUAUGAACGUCUAAGAAGAUUUUGUAGCAGGUGUUUGAGGUUCACUCAUCUCAGGAACUAUUGUCCUUUUCUCCAACCUCUACCUGUCACAAACACUGGUACUGCAGAUAAUUUGACUGAUGGGAGAGAAAGAUUUGCGUUGCAUGAUGAGCUCCAUAGGUCAGACAUGAAUUUGCAAGCUCAUAAUUCUGAUGAUUCCCUUCCGGUACCUAUCCGUCCACCUCCAAGAGUUGAUACGCCACCUCUGAACCCAGAUGAGAUUGCAGCUGCAAGUCCUUAUUUUCAUCCUUCAAGAGAUGAAAAGUUUCUGAAUUUUGCUGUACCAAUUCCUCAGACUCCUUGGAGACGCAAUCAAACAUCAAUAGGCUCUAAUAUAACUCCAAUAAGUGAGUAUGAGAUAACUUCCAGAGAUGCAAGGAAGUUUGAAGUUGGAGAAUGUUCCAGAAAGCAUGAUGAAGAUGAAUCUGGUAAGAAUUAUGAAAUGGAAGAGGAUUUAACGCGCAAAAUCUCAGCAGUUGAUAAGAAUGAGGAAGAACGAAGGAAGCAAAAGCAAAAGGUUCAUGAGCAUAAUGAGGGAGGGAUUCUGAAACCUCCAAAGAAACGUUAA